CACUUUGUCUCUUUUUGAGCUAAAUCAACUUAACCCUUUCAUUGCCUACUGUCUUCCUCUUCCAUGGUAGAGAGAUGGGGAAGCUAAGCCAUGAUCUACACAUCCAGCACUUCAGCCAUCCCCAUCUGCUAGAGCUAACCAAUUCUCAGACUCUUCACAUCGGUCCAUGUUCAGGCUGCAAGCUCCAAUCCUCAGGAUGGAUGUAUACUUGCAAGCCUUGUAACUUUACCCUACAUACAUCCUGCAGCCAACUGCCACAACUCAUCACCCAUCCAGCCCACGCCGGUCACUCUCUGAGCCUCCUCCCAACCCCCGCCUACCCCAUUGGCUAUUUCAGCUGUGAUGCCUGUGGUCAACAAGGCCAUGGCUUCAACUACCACUGCAACCAGUGUGAUUUUGAUAUCCACUCCAUCUGUGCUUCCAAGCCACUUUCUCUCCUCCACCCAUCUCAUCCUUGCCAGCUUCAACUCUUCUUUUACCCUCCUUAUCAAACCAAAGGCUUCUCUUGUGAUAUCUGCCAUCAGAUUGGGUCAAACCAUUGGCUAUAUCGCUGUAGUAUAUGCGAAUUUGAUGUCCAUUUGACUUGUGCAAGUACUGCAACAUAUACAAGCACAACUAGGCAAGCAAACAUCCAGUUUCAGCCACGGAAUUCAUUUCCAGGACCAGGACAAAACAAUACGCAGUAUACGAGUGGCCCUGUACAAAUGAAUAAUCAAUGUUAUAUGCAGCCGCAGAGCCAAAACGAUGGAACAGCCAUGUCAGGAAACGCUUUGAUGGGUGCUGUAGUUCAGGGCUUUGUAGAAGGAGCAUCUCAACAAGUUGGCCAGAAUUUUGUGCAAAGUUUAAUGGGUAAUGAUUCCAAUAAUGGUGGCAAUAGUGGCAAUGGUAACAAUGGUGGCAAUAAUUCUUCUUCGUCUAUAGUUGAUAUUGGGUCUUUUCUUUGGAGUGGCGUGUUCGGUACUUCCUGACCAUGGCCGAAAAAUUGGAUGAUCAUCAAGAAUUCAAGAUGGGCAACCCCAGUGAACCGGUGCAAUUGGUGUAUAAGAUUAAAACAUGAGAAAAACAAUAAUAAUCAGAAGCUGAAUUGGUUUUUUUCUUUUCUUUUUUUUUUAUAUAAACUUUUGUUGUGCCAUAAGGCAAUGACUUAAAAGGGUUGAAAUCUUUUGUUUAAUGUGAAAGACAACUUUCUUUCCUCUGCAACUGCCAAUAGUUUUAUACAAGUUCAAACAGCAUUCAUAUACAUGAAAGGGCUUAAGCACCCAACUUCUAGCCAGGCCCAUGUUGAAUGGUUUCUUUUGGCCCAAUAAAGUGAAAUAAAAAUCCUGUCAUUAACAUAAACCCUAGUAAUUAUCAUUAAUUAGACAGAUUUCAUAUCUCAUAGAAUUUCAGCCAUGAAAACGACAAAUGCUCUGAUGAAAUUCGUAGGAAUCAUCAAACUGCACAAAAACAGGAAACAGACAAGAUGAACCCGUGUGAAAGUUCCAACACUGAUGGCUGGUACGAUGAAUCUCCCCUACCUGAGUGCCUGGUGAUAGAAAUCCUUGUUAGAUUGCCUGUUAAAUACGUUUUCGGAUUCAAGUGCAUCUCCAGGCAGUGGCUUUCUAUCAUAUCAGAUCCUGGUUUUGCCAGGUUUUAUAUUUCUCACGAGUCGUCAGGUUCAACCACAGCAUGGACGUUGCUACGUAAUUUAAAUUGCAAAUAUGAAGAAAUCAUCAUGAAUUAUGCAGGUUUUUCUGAUUCGGUACCCUCUUCGGGUUUAAUUCUUGAGUUCCUUUUUCUCAUCUGUUUCAACAUUUCGAGAUGAAUAUUAUGUUAUCAAGGAAUCAAGCUAUGGAUUGCUGCUAUACUUGAUACUCAAAGAAAUCUAUGGCUCUACCUCCUGCACCCACCAUCUUUUCCAUAUUUGAUAUUCAUAAGCAAUCAAAACAAAAUCGACAUCUGAUUUUUGCUACUAAGGUUGAAGGGGUUAUCGCUACAGGAUACAAGGUGGUUCAACUUAUAAUACCUCGUGGAGGUACUGCAUUCUUGGACCUUGAAAUCUUUUCUUCUGAAACAGGUGAAUGGACAAGUACCCAGGUGCAUUGUUCCCAAGGUGUACUUAUCAAAAGAGCUAGAUUUAAACCCAUUGCUCUAAAUGGGAUUCUUUAUAUCUAUGAUGAUAAUAAUCCUCUUCUAAGAUAUGAUUUAGACAGCAAGGACGAUCGGUGUCAAUGUAUUCCAAUGCCUAACAGAAAAUGGAAUCCUGUUUCUUUUUAUACCAUACACAAUAUCAACCAAGAUGAUCUUAGAUAUUUUUACAUAAAUGAAACCGAGUUGCAUAAGAAUCUGAGUCUGGAACUAUGGGUACUCAACUCAGGGGAGUAGUGUUUGAAGCGUGAAGUUGCAAUUGAGUUAUAUCAAUGAUGAUGCUGACUAUCCUACGACUCAUGACCCAUUUCUAUCAAAAGUUCAUGUCUAUCCUCUAUACUUUCACCCAUUUUAUAUCAAUUAAGUGUAUCUGCGGUUUCUUGAAGUGUCAAGAGUCUCAAGACGUUACCGUUAUGGAAUUGCAGUUUGCGACCUUCAUACUGGAAAGCUGAAAGUUUGCAAAGAACUGCCCUUUUCAUAUUUUGAUAGCCUUCACUUCUUCCUUCCACCGUGGCCAACAACAAUAUCCCAGCCCUUUACGUCAUUUUUUUCCUUCCUUUAAACAUGAUACAACUACAAAAUCCCACCAAAAUCCAAUGUAAUUUUUUUUUUCAGUUACAAAGAACACAGACAAGCUGCCGUAAAAAACUUCUCCUUUUACUCUUCCAAUUGAGUUCAGUAACAGAAAAUCCUUGUUUUUUUUUUCGAAGAAUUAUGCUUGAUAUGGGUUAAAGAUCAUGAUUUGGUUUUAAAUUGAAGUUUUCGUUUAUGCCUCUGUUUAGAGAUCAAGCAACAAAGUGGCGUGC
Molecule: messenger RNA, 2933 nt
Organism: Durio zibethinus
Lineage: Eukaryota; Viridiplantae; Streptophyta; Magnoliopsida; Malvales; Malvaceae
Product: protein VACUOLELESS GAMETOPHYTES-like
Source: RefSeq, a predicted model, not a curated record